Grosmannia clavigera kw1407 is the source of this 1380-nucleotide messenger RNA. RefSeq names its product vhs domain containing protein. Gene Ontology annotation, cellular component: actin cortical patch. Bases 1 to 1380 code for a protein of 459 amino acids. Gene Ontology annotation, molecular function: ubiquitin binding; phosphatidylinositol binding. The record is from RefSeq and is a predicted model, not a curated record. The transcript is spliced from 5 exons. Gene Ontology annotation, biological process: actin cortical patch localization; endocytosis; actin filament organization. NCBI's taxonomy places the organism in Eukaryota, Fungi, Ascomycota, Sordariomycetes, Ophiostomatales, Ophiostomataceae.
AUGUUUUCUCAGAAAAAACCGUAUACUGCAGUCACUGCCACCAUCGAGCGCCUCACGAGCGAGUCAUAUGAGGAAGAUGACCUAAGUGGAAUCCCCGACCUUGUUGAAGUGAUUAAAUUACAGUCGACUGGACCGGCCGAGGCUGCUCGUGCCAUUCGAAAGAAGCUCAAGUAUGGAAGUGUGCAUCGGCAGCUGAGAGCUCUGGCACUGCUGGAUGGCCUGAUUCAAAAUGCAGGCGCUCGCUUCCAGCACGCCUUUGCAGACGAGCCACUUCUGGAACGUCUCCGCGUCUGCGGUACCUCGGACUUGUCGGACCCUGAUGUCAAGAAGAAGUGUCUGGAAUUGUUCCGCAACUGGACUCAAUACAAAAACACACCAGGCCUCGAACGUGUUGCCCGCUUGUACAAGGAACUUCCGCAGCGCAAGCAAGUAGUGACCCAGGCACGAUCCAAGGUGGUGCAGGAGACGGAAAACCCCUUUGACGAUGACGAAGAUGAUGAAAAGCCGGUUUCAGAACCGGCGCCUGCGGCGGGUCCUUCUUUGGCCACCAGCUCUACUCAAGCUUCAUCUUCGUCAGGCUUCCGUCCGAAUACAGAGACACAGCCGACUGGCCUUAUAGAGUCAUUCAGCUUCCUAUCCUCGACACAGGACAAGGACAAGAGCAAGAAGAAGAAGGACAAAGCCAGCAAGAAGGGUCGCAAGCCGUUUAAUCUGGAAGCCGAAAAAGGCUUGAUGAAGUCUACCAUUGCUGAUGCAUCUAUUGCGGCGAUCGACCUCAUGAACACACUACAGAGUAUCAACCGCGAGCAGGAGCGGAUAUCUGAGAACUCGACUGCUCUUCAGCGAUUUGAAGCCGCCAAACUUCUCCGGAGAAAAGUUCUUAGAUAUAUCUAUCUUGUAGACUCGGAGGAAUACCUCGGCAGUCUGCUGCACGCCAACGACGAACUUGUUACUGCACUUAUGACGUUCGAGCAGCUGGACCGCUCUAUCGACGCAGACAGUGACUCGGAUGAUGACCUGGCUGAGCAAGCCCAUCGAUACCGGAUGAUUGUCGAAAAAGGCAAAGAACCGGCAUCCCCAACCUCUGCAUCUGCCGUGCCUGAACUGGGAGGCUUGAGUAUUGAUAUUGAAAAGCCAAGCACGGCCCCAUCCGUACCAAAGCCACCCUCCCGUCCUCUAGCUCCCCCUAGGCCCUCGGCCAAGUCGAAACCACAGAUGCCGCUGUUCAUUGGCCAGCUUCCACCACCAAGAAGAGCACCAAGGGAUGACUCUGACGGUGGUGAGAGCUACGAGGAUGCAGAUGAUGACGAGAAUGACCCCUUUGCAGACCGGCAUGAGGUAGGGACCCCUGCGGUGGAAACGGAAGAACCAAGGUGGUGA